AUGAAGCUGGUACUGCGCCUUCUGUUCCUCUUCCUUCUGGCGGAGGUGUGGCUGGUGCCCGGCUUUGCCCCGGGGACCCAGCCGCCAGAGGCUGAGGCAGGGCCGGGGACUCUGAGGACCCUCGCUCCCCAGAACCAGCCUCCUGAGGAGAAGAAGGAAGAGGAGCCCUGGCUGGUGGCCAGCAGGCAGGAGCUCUCCCAGGAGACUUCCAACUUCGGGUUCAGUCUGCUGCGCAAGAUCUCCGUGAAGCACGAAGGCAACGUGGUCUUCUCCCCGCUCAGCCUGUCCUUCGCCAUGGCGACCCUGGUGCUGGGGGCUGCGGGGCCCACCCGCACCCAGAUCCUGAGCGGGCUCGGCCUGCAGGCCCUGAAUGGGACCCAGCCCGCACUCCUGCCGGCCCUCUUCGGGCAUCUGAGAGAGACCUUAUCCCGCAACUGGGAGCUGGGCCUCACCCAGGGCAGCUUGGCCUUCAUCCACAAGGAUUUUGAUGUCAAAGAGACCUUCCUCAAUUUAUCGAAGAGGUAUUUCGAUACUGCGUGUGUGCCUAUGAAUUUCCGCAAUGCCUCCCAGGCCAAGGGACUCAUGAAUCAGUACAUUAGCAAAGAGACUCAAGGGAGAAUUCCCAAACUCUUUGACGAAAUUAAUCCUGAAACCAAAGUCAUUCUUGUGGAUUACAUCCUGUUCAAAGGGCAAUGGCUGACUCCAUUCGACCCUGUCUUCACGGAAGCUGACACUUUCCGCCUGGACAAGUACAAGGCAGUGAAGGUGCCCAUGAUGUACAGGGCAGGCAACUUCGCCUCCACCUUUGACAAGAAUUUUCGCUGCCACGUCCUCAAACUGCCCUACCAAGGAAAUGCCACCAUGCUGGUGGUCCUCAUGCAGAAAAUGGGUGAUCACCUAGCCCUUGAAGACUACCUGACCACAGAGCUCGUGGAGACGUGGCUUCGAAACAUGAAAACCAGAAAAAUGGAAGUUUUCCUUCCAAAGUUCAAGCUAGAUCAGAAGUAUGAGAUGCACGAACUGCUUAAGCAGAUGGGAAUCAGAAGAAUCUUCUCAUCCUGGGCUGACCUCAGUGAACUCUCCGUUACUACAAGAAACCUUAAAGUAUCCAAGGUUUUACAAAGAGCAAUGAUUGAGGUCGAUGAAAAGGGAACAGAGGCAUUCCAGGAUCCCAUUCAGAUUACCACAUUUCAUUUAAUUGUCAUGUCUACUUAG
Messenger RNA from Trichechus manatus latirostris (Florida manatee), 1215 nucleotides. It is a transcript of the gene SERPINA10, whose product is annotated as serpin family A member 10. Gene Ontology annotation, biological process: blood coagulation. Lineage: Eukaryota; Metazoa; Chordata; Mammalia; Sirenia; Trichechidae. The record is from RefSeq and is a predicted model, not a curated record. Gene Ontology annotation, molecular function: serine-type endopeptidase inhibitor activity. The transcript is spliced from 5 exons. The coding region runs from base 1 to 1215 and encodes 404 amino acids.